UACAUGCAUUGUCUUAAACUAAAUGUUAAUGCAUCUGUGUCAUUUUCAUAAGCACACAAUAGGCCAUAUCAUUCGGAGAAACAAUGAUGUUUAUUCAAUCAUGGGAUGUAGCUGUUGUCUUAAUUGUCCUUGUGGCAGCUUCAGUGGGACAAUCGCAUCAAAUGUCUGUAAGCAUUGACCAUGUAGUUAAAAAGUCGCCGUGCCCUGAUGCUAAUCGUGACUGUUUUCCUAUCUAUUAUCGGGUUUGUGUCGACCUCAUUGAAGACAGCAGAUCGUGCUCUAGAACAUCCCACACUUGUAAUGACCCAUUCCACUGUGUUGGCAUGAAAAUGGACAACAAGCCCUUUCCACGGCUACUACUUCCACAGCAGACUGUCACCAAUGAAACAUUUAUCAAAAUCUCUAUUGCUGAAAGUGUUUCGGAGGGUAACCCUUGCAGAACGGCUUCAGCACUUGAUUGCCGGUAUUUGAACACAUCGUAUCAAUUCAGCAAUGUAAAUUUCAGUUUCCAGGUAACCCUGUCAGAUAUACCCGCUACAUCAACCUUCGUCUCAACGCCUAUACACACUGAUCCGACUACAUCGCUGCCAUCUAGCGGAGUUAGCAGUACAUCAUAUCCAUCGACCGGUUCAUCGACGUCAACAUUGACGUCACCAUUGCUUUCAACAAGUGGGGAUAUUAAUCAAACGUCUGUGACAGCUUCACCGACCGGUAUUUCUCUAACCUCUACCCGUGGUAUAACGUCACCUCCUCCCGACACAGAAACGGCGGCAGGAAAAGGACCUUUGGUCGGUGGAAUUAUUGGUGGAUCUGCUGCCGUCAUUAUUGCCGUCAUCAUCGCUUGUUGUUGCUGGAAACCCAUGUGUAGAAGCAAUGCUGUAGUACCGACGGUAGCAGACACAGCAGUGUAUAAUCAGAAGGUACAGAUAGGCCCACACGAGACGUUUCCACAGGACGUCAAACCUUCGCUACCACCUAUAAAAGCUUCAGGUCAGGUCCUGAGGAAAAAGAAGAAAAGGAAGAAAAAGAAGAAACGUCCUGACACACCCGAGAGGGAGGACACGGGAAUGUCAGCAGUGUCUACUCAGAGGGUACAGCUAGGCCUACCGGAGACGUUUGGACAGGACGUCAUACCUUCGCUACCACCUAUACAAACCUCAGAUCAGGUCGAGGAAGCGCCCCAGUUCACCCCUAACCUAGAGAAAGUAGACGAGCAAGCACACAUGAUGACAGACCACGAAACUAAAUCUAAAAAAAAACGUGGGAAUAAGAAACAGGAAAAGCGUGAGAGAGAGAGAAAGGAAUUGAAGGAGCAGAAUAAGGGCGAAUCUGACAUCGAGCAAGAGCAGGAACAAGCCAACUUAAUGAUCAGCAAUGAAACUACAGCUAGGAAGGAACGUAAAAAGAGAAAGAAAAAGGAAAAGCGAGUCAUGAAGAAAUUAGAAUACCCUGCUACGAUGGAUGAACAAACGAGGAACGAAAACACAUUCUACCUGUCAGCACAAACGCACAACGCUGAUAGGGAAAUGGGGGUUGAUGGUGAAACAGAGGUUGGUGUUGAGGCGGAGGCAUCGGAUACCGAAAUCCAAGAUUAUACAAAUACUCACCAACCCCCUGGCAGGAAGAGGAGGAGGAAACUACAGAAGGAAUCGGAAGACAAGGAGGAGUUACUUAUUAUUAUGAAUGAUUAGAUGUGAGUGCUUUAGAUGUGUGACGUAAGCAAAUCAUAAGGUUUCUUAGAUACACUGUCGUGGGUAAAUGUCCAGUAUUCUGUCCAUUCUAUUAUCGAGACAUUUUGCAUUUUGGAUGAAGAUUGGAUCAAGAUGUCUUAAUUAAGACGCGAUUCUAAAGCUAAAUCGGAGCGUUUAAGAUCUUUAGAAUGUUGCCAAUCAUAACCUGUGUUUUCAUUUUAUACGCAUAAUUUUAGGACCGUUAAGUGUAGAUUGAAACACACAUUUAUUGGUCUAAGACUUCAAGUCUAAAGAUAAAGUGAAUUUGAAGGUUUAAUAAGUUCAAUGAAGAUGGUAUCCUAUUAAAGAUACAAAACAAAGCAAAUAUUUUUUACAAGAUAUGUACCUGUAAGUAAAAUGUGAUAUAUAAGAAAUAUGGAAGCAUUUUGCAAUGUCUCAUUUCUUUUAUGAAAUUGUUUCAUUUAUAGCAUUUUCCCUAAAUUGAACGUAAGGAAUUGUUACUUUCUUUGUCAUGUUUAGAUCAUUUAGCCAACUAAACCUUAAUACGUAAGCAGAAUAAACAUGUAUACAUUAAAACAGUAUUUCAAUUCGAAAUGGAAUUUUACUAACAAUGCUUCUUUCAAUUUUUAAAUCGCCAAUUUUAUUUUCCUUAUAUGUCAAUGAUUGUGAAAUGCAA
Messenger RNA from Mizuhopecten yessoensis (Yesso scallop), 2367 nucleotides. RefSeq names its product daf-12-interacting protein 1-like. Bases 84 to 1691 code for a protein of 535 amino acids. The record is from RefSeq and is a predicted model, not a curated record. NCBI's taxonomy places the organism in Eukaryota, Metazoa, Mollusca, Bivalvia, Pectinida, Pectinidae. The transcript is spliced from 12 exons.